Messenger RNA from Triticum turgidum subsp. durum (durum wheat), 300 nucleotides. NCBI's taxonomy places the organism in Eukaryota, Viridiplantae, Streptophyta, Magnoliopsida, Poales, Poaceae. The record is from the annotation of a GenBank genome assembly.
AUGACGUCGCUAUCCAUGAGCGCGGCCGGGAGGGCGGCGGGGUGGACGCCGAAACAGAACAAGCUGUUCGAGCAAGCGCUGGCAGUGCACGACAGGGACACGCCCGACCGCUGGCACAACGUUGCCCGCGCCGUUGGCGGCGGCAAGUCGGCUGAUGACGUGAGGCGCUACUACGAGCUGCUCGUCCACGAUGUCGCCAACAUCGAGGCCGGCAAGGUGCCCUUCCCCGCCUACCGUCCCCCCUGCCCCGGCCCCAACGUUGGCUACGAGGCCGACAGGCUGAAGCACUUGAAGAUCUAG